Sander lucioperca (pikeperch) is the source of this 5579-nucleotide messenger RNA. RefSeq names its product StAR-related lipid transfer (START) domain containing 13b (gene stard13b). Bases 375 to 4820 code for a protein of 1481 amino acids. Gene Ontology annotation, molecular function: protein binding; lipid binding; GTPase activator activity. NCBI's taxonomy places the organism in Eukaryota, Metazoa, Chordata, Actinopteri, Perciformes, Percidae. The record is from RefSeq and is a predicted model, not a curated record. The transcript has 18 exons. Gene Ontology annotation, biological process: regulation of Rho protein signal transduction; actin cytoskeleton organization; signal transduction.
ACUCCCUGCUCUUACGCAUAUUCUGAAUGGUUUAGUCACUGCUAACCGAACCCUCCUGCAGCCCCCUAGGGAAACACAAGAGGAAGGGGGUGGUGGUUGUGAUGACAAGCUUGCCACUUAGCAGAAUAGGCCUAUGGGGACGUAAGUGUGGGCAACCCUCUCUGCUCUUACAUGGACAAGCCUCACUGCCACUGUUUUGCCAUGCUCUCGGUGACACUGUUUGGGCAACACAGACAGCUUUUUUCCACCCAACAGGUCGUCUGCUGUGUGGUUUGACUGAACAUCUUGGAUUUAAAAUGGCCAUCCGAUACAUCAAGCACAAGUACCUCUGGAUUUAUGUUUUGAAUUAUGAGAAACUGUAGAAUAAAACAAUAAUGGAGAUUCCACCCGUGGUGAAUUUGGAGGGAUGUGAGUCUUGGACAGCUUCAGGAUUGCAAAAAGUAGCCUUCUCAAGACAAGAGUUGACCUCAGAAAGCUCUGCUCUCUCCGCUAACGGCUCAGCAGACCACAGAGGAGAAAAUUGUCUCCCUGAAGCCCAAAGCUCGCUGUUGGAGCCAGAUGAGGACAUACACAAGCUGAAGAAGAGUUUUGUUUGUGUCAGUCAUAAAAACAUUGAAUUUGCAGAAGUUGUGUAUGCACAGGAGCGUGAACAGUCAGUCAUUCCCAGUGAAGCACCCCCGCAGCCAAGUCCGCUGGCCUCAGCUCAGCUUCAUGAUGCAGGUAUUUUGACCACUUUACCUAGGUCAAAUGACUGCUGCUGUUCACUUCCUGUUCCUGUUGCAGAAGGCCACUCAGACCAGGUGGUUUAUAAUCAUGCUGGUCAGACAGUAGAUUUGAAAACAGACUUCAGGAGGUUAGAGCCAAUCUCAAAUGGCCAUGUCUUUCUGCCUCCAGAGGACCCGUGUCCCAUCCUCAAUGGGGACUCCACUCCUACCCUCACUGUCCCUGUGACUGUCCCUGUUUCCGACCGGAGAGUCCUGGAUCUCCCACGCAUUGUGAAGCACAAACCGAGCUCCAUCACCUUCUCCCACUUCACCUGUCCCUCCGGAGCCGACGGCCACGCUUUUGUCAAUGAGAGUUCUGACGAUGGACAGUCUUCACUGGAGGAGGAGGAGGAGGAUGAUCAUGAUGAUGAAGAUGGUGAUGAUGAUGAUGUGUUCCCAGAGUUGCCUCAGAGUAGAGAGUAUCUUGUCAACCACAGACAAAUGAGCAAAGGCGAAUUGAAGACGAGAGGCGCUGUGAGUGCCCAAGCAGAAAUCGUUCCCGCGGCCACAGACUGGGGUUAUGAAGCAGAGGAGGACACCAGCAGUAAGGAGGAGUCCCCACAGGUCAAGUCUCCCUGGUCGGAGUCAAUGAGCCAUCUGAUGAGGAAACUGGACCAGCUUAAUCUAGACAUAGAGGAGGCUCUGAGUGCAAACUCCUCCCCCUCCGACACACCCUGCACAACCCGCAAGAAACAGUGGGGUGCUGUUUCAAAGUCCACAUUAAACCCAGCCCUGAACGACCAAGUUCUCCAGAAACCAGACAGGGGGGAAUGUCCGAGCCAGGACAGGUCUUCUGCUCCUCGCAGCGCCUCAAUGGAAACACAAGCAACAACCAAAAAGACGAUGUUCAAUAAGAUGACCAACGCAGCAGCAGCAGCAGAAAUUGAGGCGAAAGAGGCGUGUGACUGGCUGCGGGCAGCAGGAUUUCCCCAGUAUGCGCAGCUCUUUGAAGAUUCCCAGUUCCCCAUUGACAUUACUCCUGUGAAAAGAGAUCAUGACUUUUUGGACAAAGAUCUUGUGGAACCUCUGUGCAGGCGACUCAACACCUUGAACAAGUGUGCCUCUAUGAAACUUGACGUGAACCUUCCGAAGAAGAAAAGUGAAGACUCUGAUGAAGAAGACCUGUUUGCUAUCAGUGACAAAUGGACCUUUGAGUGGAGCAGCCGACGUUGGUCCAGGUUACAGGACAUUGACUGUCUGCUGGGAAACCACGGAGAGGGUCAGCCCUGCAGAGACAGCGUGCCUCUGAGAACCACCACCAGCAGCGAGAGUGUUCUAACGGACCUCAGCGAGCCGGAGAUCUCUUCUUUGCACAGUGAGAGCAGCGGUGGCAGCGGCCAUAGGGGUCUCAGCACAGAGGACUCCGACUGCUCCAACCACAUCGGCUCCGAUUCUGCAGCAAUGCCUGAUUCUACUUCUCUCACAAUGCCUCACAUCCCCAAAGAAAUUGCUCACUACGGCUCACUACCCGAUAAGCACGGCAAGACAAGCCGAAUCCGUGCCAAAGACUUCCUGAGGCGCAUGGAGACACUGCGCUCCCGAGGAACUCUGGGAAGGGGUCGUAAGACGUUGGUCAUAAGCGCUCCAGUGCUGCAGCAGGAGGCCCAGGCGCUGAAGACGCUGCAGUGCGUCCAGAUCAUAAAUGGAGAUGGUGGGGCUCCAGAAAUACCGUCCCAAAAAGUUCUGUCGUCCCAGUCCGGGAGUGAGGGUAGCAGCCAUUCUAGUGGCAGCGCUGUCAGCACACCCAGCCUGAAAGAACGUAAGCCUCACCGGGCUGACUACAAGCGCAGCGGCAUGUAUUUAGAGGACAUAGACAUCUUCUCGGGCACCCAAGUGAAUAAAGUCGCGGAACAAAACCGCAGGAAUGAAUUCUGCUCCUAUGAAGAUCUGGUGGUCCAUAUUCCCAAAGACCACAAGCCAGGAACCUUCCCCAAAGCACUGUCCAUAGAGAGCCUGUCCCCAAUGAAUGGAGCCUCUAUCAACUGGCACACAGGGAGCAUGCACCUAGACUCCCAUCUUAUUUCAUGCAGGAAGGAAUCCAGGCCUGUCACCCAGUGCUGCUCCAGAGGCAGCCGCAUCAGUGUGUAUGAUAAUGUUCCUGGCUCACAUCUGUAUGCCAGCACCGGAGACCUGAUAGACCUGGAGAAAGAGGACCUGUUCCCUCACCUGGACGACAUCUUGCUGCAUGUCAAUGGUCUACAGCAGAUAGUGGACCACUGGUCUAAGAAUGUGUUGCCUGUCGGAGAAGGGCUGGCACAGUUGGAUGGCGGGAGGGAACAUACAGUAGGCCUUCAGUCCUCUAGUCAGAUCACAUUGGACUUUGAGGGAAAUUCGGUCACAGAAAGCCAGACCACACCAAGUUACGGGGAUAGAGACAGAGUAUCACUCGCUGAGACAGAAUCUACAAUGCUCAGGGAAAGGAGGGACUCCGGAGUAGGUGCUUCACUCACAAGACCUAAUCGGUUACGAUGGCCCAGCUUCCAGAUAUCUCAUCGCCUAAGUCACUCAGUGGCAUCCCUGCAGAUCACCAACCAGUCAGCAGGCCAGCUGAGUUUGUUGCAGAAGUUUUCUCUGCUGCGCCUUACUGCAAUCAUGGAGAAGUACUCCAUGUCCAACAAGCAUGGCUGGACCUGGUCUGUGCCAAAGUUUAUGAAGAGAAUGAAGGUACCAGACUAUAAGGAUAAGAACGUGUUCGGAGUGCCUCUCAUAGUGCAUGUGCAGCGCUCUGGACAGCCGUUGCCCCUCGGCCUGCAGCAGGCCCUGCGCUACCUGAGGAGCCAGUGUCUUGACCAGGUGGGUCUCUUUCGUAAAUCAGGGGUAAAGUCUCGAAUUCAAGCUCUUAGGCAGAUGAAUGAGAAUUCCCCAGACAAUGUGAACUAUGAAGAUCAGUCUGCCUAUGAUGUGGCUGACAUGGUGAAGCAGUUUUUCAGGGAUCUACCUGAGCCUCUGCUUACCAGCAAGCUGGGGGAGACCUUCCUCCAUAUCUACCAAUAUGUGCCGAAGGACCAAAGGUUGCAAGCUGUCCAGGCAGCCAUCAUGUUGAUGUCAGAUGAAAACCGAGAGGUGCUGCAGACACUGCUCUGUUUCCUCAGCGAUGUCACUUCUUCUGUGGAGGAGAACCAGAUGACACCCAUGAACAUUGCUGUGUGUCUAGCCCCCUCCCUCUUUCAUCUCAACAUACUCAAGAAAGACAAUCUCUCACCAAGGGCCAUGCAGAAGAAGUAUGCCACUGGCAGACCAGACCAGAAGGAUCUGAAUGAAAACUUAGCAGCAACACAGGGCCUUGCUCAUAUGAUCACAGAGUGCAACCGUCUCUUUGAGAUCCCUCAUGAGAUGGUUACUCAGUCGCGUAAUUCCUACGUGGAGGCUGACUUGCAUGCACCAACAAUUGAGGAUCUGUGCAAGCAGCUGGAAGAUGGUGAUGGAACGUACCAAAUUCAUAUGGAGGGUAGACUUCAGAACACGCUCAAAGAGGCACGGGAAAAGUCCAAAUACUGGGUGUCCUGCAGCAGCUCUGAUAACACAGAGCUCUACUAUAAGAAGGUGGGAGAUUGGAACCCUCUGAGACGUUGGCGAGUGUCUGUGGAGGUGGAAGCACCACCAUCUGUAGUGUUGAACCGUGUGCUACGAGAGCGCCACCUGUGGGAUGUGGACCUGCUGCAGUGGAAGGUGUGUGAGACGCUGGACAAGCAGACAGAGGUGUUUCAGUAUGUCCUCAAUCGUAUGCCCCCUCAUCCCAGCAGGGACUUUGUAGUACUCAGGUCAUGGAGGACAGACUUACCCAAAGGCGCCUGCUCCCUGGUUUCUGUGUCUAUAGAGCACCAGGAUUGUCCUCCUGUUGGAGGGGUACGAGCUAUAGUCUUGGAGUCCAACUACCUGCUAGAGCCCUGCGGCUCUGGAAAGUCCAGACUAACUCACAUCUGCAGAGUGGACUUGAAGGGAAGGACUUCAGACUGGUACAACAAAGCCUAUGGUCACCUUAGUGCCGCAGAAGCUGCGCGGAUCCGCAACUCCUUUCAGCCGUUAAUCACAGCCGGCCCAGAGACCAAAAUCUGACCCUCUUUGUGUCUGCUCAGCCUUGAGAUCAAGAUUGAGCCUUUGAGUCACUGCUAACAGGCAGACACAAAACACAGACAGGACCCCAGAACUAAAGCACAGUUUAUUCCGGGUUUAUUUCCAGAGUAGAAAUGCUCUGAAAAUGAUGUUGAUCUCCUCUGUACUUGCACAAUGACUAGAGGACAUCUUAUAGGUGCUGAGCAUAAUUACUCAAUGGGAAAUUAAUCAUCCUGCCAAUGUCCUCAGUAUUAGGAUUGUAUUGACCUUGAUGUAGCUAAACCUGUAUAUUAUAAUUAUUAUCUUUAAUAUUAUUGUAUUACUGUUUCUUUUAUCUACAAUGUCUAGGACAUUUAAGCUCUUAAGCGCUUCUGGGAAGCUGUUAUUCAUUUCAGAUUUAAAGCUAUAAUUAUUAUGAUGUAGACUCAAAUGUCUGUAUAUACAUGUGUGAAUAUACUGACCAUGCAAACAAGAUGUAUAUAUUGUAUAUAUGUGAAGGGCUAAAUAGUACAUAUGUUAAUAUCCUAUAUAUUGAUUAUUUCACUGUGUCAACCUUCCUGUAGUACACAUGGUACUAAAUUGUAAGCUGGUUUUACUUUGCUUCAGUAUUGCCAUUUUGGAAUGGGUGUAAUUUUAUUCAACUUUGACCUCCCAUGGUUGUGAAAAGAAUGACUUAAGGUUUGACUUGAUCAUACCUGCUUAAGGGUACUGGAUUGUGCAGUCAAGUACAAGACACAUUUUUUAAUAAAACUAUCAAAAUUA